Molecule: messenger RNA, 1288 nt
Organism: Scutellospora calospora
Lineage: Eukaryota; Fungi; Glomeromycota; Glomeromycetes; Diversisporales; Gigasporaceae
Source: the annotation of a GenBank genome assembly
AUGUAUUUUUCAGAUAUAUCUAGUAAAAAACUAUUUAUUUUUUUUAUAUUAAUAUUUAUACUCGUUAUAUAUUUAUUAUUCACAUAUUUAAUAUCUGACUAUUUAAAAUUUGAACCUCAAUUCGAUACAAAUUUAAUUAAUUCAAAUGAUUUGGACAUUUUAAAUCUCUCUAAUUCUGAUUGCACUAAUAAUGAAAUUAAUAAUGAACGUUACUUGGCUUAUCUUCCACAUGGUUCUUUUCAUGAGCAACGUAUUAGUUUGGAAAAUGCUAUAUUUUUAUCUUGGGUAACAAAUCGUACAUUAUUAAUUCCUUCAAUAAUAUUUGGUCAACAAUUAUUAUCUUAUGAUUCAUUUAAAAAUUUAUCUGAAAUAUUGAUAAAUUUAAAGAAUUAUAAUGAAACAAAUAUUAAAUGUGAAUGGGAUUCUAAACAUAAUCUAUGCAUAAAAAAAAUACAAAAGGAUUUUUAUACUUUUGUAAAAUGGGAAUUUUUAAUAGAUAUGGAAUUUUCACAAAAAAAAAUUCGAAUAAUAAAUAGAGAAACUUAUGAUCUUAAAAAUUUAUUCUUAUUUUUAAAUAUUACUGAUCCAAAAAAUGAAUUUUAUUUAUUGGAUGAUGAAGAAAUUUAUAACCACCAGUUUUAUGAUGAUAUUGAUGAAAAAUCUCCAUCUGAUACAAGAUAUAAGAACAUGAUUCAUUUAUGUUCUCUACAACGAAGAAAUGAAACUUUAUUACAUUUUGGAUCAUUAUUUGAUAAUAAUCGACUCAACUUGAAAUUGAAUGAUAAUAAGGAAUUUUUGCAAAAUAUUCAAAAUAGUUUAAUAAUUAAUCAUCCAGUAUUGCUUGAAAAAGGAGAAGAAAUUAGUAUACAGUUAGAUUGGACCAAUACAUUAAAAUCUAUUUUAAAUCCAAUAGAUAAUGUUAGUUUAUACGAAUUCCUUGUACCAUUGAUUGAUACUGUUGUAGUAGCAAAAAGCGGUGAAUUUUUUGGUGAAAAAGAAAAUUUAGAUAGUAACUAUAUACAAAGAUUACAUGAUUAUUGGAGAAUUUGUCCGAUAGUCUCUCAAAUACAAAAAAUUCGUCAUCCUUUCUUUUUAAAAACUUCUACGUCUACUACUUUUCUUUCUGGAUUAAAUUCUCAAAGCACUCUUUGGCCUUCACAAAUUCGAUUCAAAGCUUAUGGUAGAGAAUACCAACCGAGUAAUCUUAUAAGAAAACGGAGAAAUGGUUUUUUGGCUAGAUUAAGGCGUAAAUCCGGGAGAAGAAUUUUAGCUCGAAGACGUUUAAAAG